GCACGGCGGAAGGCGCAGGCGCGCGCGGGGCGGGACUGGGGGCGGGCCGUGCCGUGCCGGCCGUGCCUCAGUUCCUGCCUGGCGCGCCCGCACGUUCCGGCGCGCAGGCAGGGGGCGCGGGGCGGCGGCGCAGUUCUAGCUGAAGAAACACACUGAUCUACAUGUGCUUUGCUGUCCGUUGGAAGAAUGACAGAUGACAAAGAUGUACUUCGAGAUGUGUGGUUUGGACGAAUACCAACCUGUUUCACUCUGUAUCAGGAUGAGAUAACUGAAAGGGAAGCUGAACCUUAUUAUUUACUUUUGCCUAGGAUAAGCUACUUGACACUGGUGACAGACAAAGUGAAGAAACACUUUCAGAAGGUUAUGAGGCAAGAGGAAAUUAGUGAAAUAUGGUUUGAAUAUGAAGGUACACCAUUGAAAUGGCAUUACCCAAUUGGUUUGCUGUUUGAUCUCCAUGCAUCAAAUACAGCCCUUCCUUGGAGCAUCACAGUGCAUUUCAAGAAUUUUCCAGAAAAGGAUCUUCUGCAUUGCCAUUCUAAGGAUGUGAUUGAAGCUCAUUUUAUGGCUUGCAUAAAAGAAGCAGAUGCUUUAAAGCAUAAAAGUCAAGUCAUCAAUGAGAUGCAAAAAAAGGAUCAUAAGCAGCUGUGGAUGGGGUUACAGAAUGAUAAAUUUGAGCAGUUUUGGGCCAUAAAUCGAAAACUCAUGGAGUAUCCUCCAGAAGAUAGUGGAUUUCGAUACAUCCCGUUUAGAAUUUAUCAGGCAACGACAGAGAGACCUUUUAUACAGAAGCUAUUUCGACCAAUUGCUGCAGGAGGACAGCUGCAUACUUUAGGAGAUCUCCUAAAAGAUGUGUGUCCUACUGCUAUUACCCCUGAAGCAGCUGGAUUGGACUCCUGAGACUGCAGAACCUCAGCAUUUUUGUGCUGCUAAAGUCUCCAUGAAACCCACUCAAUCAACCCAUUUCCUCUCUGAUGCUGGUCCACUGAGAGAUUAACAAGCUACCGCUGUCAACAGAUGCUCUAUUAGCUCAACAUGCAGAGGAGAGUGUGGAGCUAAGUGUUUCUACCCAGUUUAUGGGCAUAUGAGAAUUUAAUUUGUUAGCAUUUUUGUGAACCUGGGAAACCAUGCACAGAUGUUUUCCUUUUAAUGCAGUUAUUCAUUUGAAGUUGAAAUUUAGGAGGUAUCAGAAUGUGAAACUGCCUGUACAAUCUUAAUUUCCAUGUGCCUCAGUGUCUGUGCCCUCUCCCCUUCUCCCUGCCCCACCAUGAGACAUUUGUUUUCCAGCACAGGCUAGGCAUGUUUUAGUGUUAGGGCUAUGUAGUGGAAAAAACAUUGUCCUGAUUGUUGAAAUGAUAGAUGAGCGUAAAUGAUCAAAUGAGCUUACUUCACACGUUGUGGUUAAGGCAGCUUUAUAUGGCUCUUGGGAAUUGGAUUCAGUUUUUUCUCCCCUAGAGAGGUCAUAUGUGAUACUAGGCAAGCUGAGUGCUACAAAACCACCCAUUUUAAGAAGAUGGUCACUAUGUUUUUCUGGUACUUCUAACCUGAGAGUGUUCUGCAGAACAGCUUGACUGGGAUCAGUGAGAGCUCUGGAGCUUUGAAUAUAUAAAAUGCCAGAUACUCUCAGAAGUCAGAUUCUAGGUAUUUCAUUACUAUUCUCCCCAACCCCUGAAAAAAUUGAUAUAUCUGGCUAUAGCAGUAAAUCCAGGCUGUGGACUUAUUGUGUAGCCUGUAAAAUGGUGAUAUUCCACAGGAAAAUUUAGAUGAAGCAGAGUUCCUGAAGGCAAAAUAGCUUGUGGUCAGGAUUAUUUGAAUUUCAUGGUAUACAAAUUUGUCCUUGUGUCCCGUGGACCUAAUUUUUCCAUUUUCUGUUUUUUAUUCUUGUGAUAGUGCAUGUUUUGACUUGAUCUGCAAUUUUAAUUUAUUCUGGUCAGGAUGUUAAAAUUACAUUGUGACAAAAUAACAUGCAUUUCCAAAAGGUAUGUCAGAAAGUGAUGACAAGUUCUUCUCCACAUCUGGGUUUUUAGACUUUAUUCAGUGUUAUCAAAGUUCAGAUUUACUUGAUCUUUCUGAACAGAGAAAACACAGUAGCUCGUCAAAGGUAUGCUUUAAGAUAUAGUAAGUAUUGGUGAAGGAAUUUUUCAACCUUUUUCACUCUUAUUUCAGAAAGUACUUUGGAUAUUUUUCUAAGACUGUUUUUAACCUACUUCUCCAUGAAUUAGUGCAUUGGUGACAUUUAGCUGCAUCUUUUUGUCAGUGCAACACAAUCCCUUUGAGCUUCUUUUUCUUUCCAUUUUCUUCCAUCUGUUGUACUUUUUUUUUUUAACUUUUUUUUCCUCUGUGUAUGGUUAGUUUUCUCUUUUCCAAUGACUUUUCAACUGGAAGCUUCAUGCUGAUUGUGGUGAUUGCCUGUCUUUGGUGACAUCCGUAACCGAGCUUUGUGCCGUGGGAACACAGAGAAUAGAUGUUUUUCAGACUCAGCAUUUGUAGUCAUAUUUGUGAGCUAUUCCUGCUGCCAGAUACUUAGGGACCACCGCAAGAAGAGGGAGGGAAGGGUUUCAAGAACCACCCACGGCGUGUAUAUGCCUUUGCUUUAGGAAGCAUGGAUGUAAUUAAGUCUUGCUUAACUGUUGUGAGAAGAAAAUGUUUCAAUGAAAAAAAAAUAUAUAAAUGUUGAUUGAAUAUAUACACUGAUUAUCAACUGUUGAAAAACACAAUGUUCUAUUAAGAACGUUGUCAGAAGUAGAACAGGUUGCACAGAUUUGCCUUCUGGUUACAUUAAAACACUCAUAGUGAAAAUAUGCCUUGUAAAAUGUUGUGUCAAUAUUACUCUCAGCUAUUACAAGCUGUGGGUAACUGUUUAGAUACUACAUUUUAUUUAAAUUAACUUAUAAAACUAUUUAUUCAAGGCUUUCAUUGUAUGUUGAAGUGCUCUAAAAUAGAAAUACUUGAGCAAUUAUUAUUCCCAAACCAUACUUCCUUGUCUCUCGUCAAACUGAUCCUCUAUUCAGCUAUGUAUGUAGAGCCCCUAGUUAAUGAAUGCUGUACGGCAAACACCUGUCUCAGUUGCACAAUAGUUUCAUUUCUUUAAAACUGUUCCUCAGAGGAAAACUGAUGGGCAAAAGUGAAGGGCUUUUUGUCCUGGACGUGGUUAGACCAGACGAAAGAAUGUGUGGGUUUUCUUUUUUUUGCUCUUGUUUUUUUUUUCCCAGACUCAAUCCUUUAACUCUUCAGAAUACAAGGGGUGUUAGUCUGCUCUCUCUUUUUUUUGUUUGUUUUUUUUUUUUCCCCCCUCCUUCUCUCAAUUACUGCAGGGGAAGUAUUACAGAGAAUAUAGCUCUUUGGAAGUGAUUUGUUAAAAUGCAUAAAUUUGAGCAACUGACACAUUUUUAGUAAGGAUGAAAAGGUGUGAAGAAAAGUGAUACUUUGAAUUAGAACAAACACUAAGAAGCCUGUGCAGUUCUUGGAACCUUUGGGAAUUGCAUGAAUUCUCUUGUUUGUAGGCUUCUCUCAUUCUUCUGUUACCUGCAGUUUCUCUAUGCUCUGAAUCCUGGAAUAGUGAAAUCAUGAGAUUAGAGAUGCACAUUUUUGAGGUGCACAACAAACUCGCAUCACUUUUAUCUCUAGCAGGUAGAGGACAGGGAAUAUAGCUGGGCCCUAUUUUUUCCGUCCGAGCAUACUGGAUCAAGCAUUUUAACUCUCGACUUGGGAAGCCAGAAUGUAUUUACAUCCUCAAGCAGAUUAGCAUACCUUCUCCCAACCUCCAGUCAUCUUCAAAUUUUUGUCUGGGGGUAUAAAUAAGCCACUUAUUUCAACAUAAAACUUGUAAGGCAAAUCAAAUGCAAUUUAUCUUGUCAAAAAAUGACGUAUUUUACAUCACCUGAGUAAUUUUUAUGAGAGUUGUAUAGGCAGCAUGCCUAAGACAUAAGAAAUUAUAUUGCAUGAGUGUUGAAAUCAGUCUCCUAAUAGUAUGCUUUUAAGAACAAAAUUUGGCAGUUUAAUGAUGGCUUCAUCAGUACGAACAAUUUCCACUCUGUUUAGAAUAAAAUAGAAAAAUACUAUGUUUUAUUCUUCUGCUUACCAUUCUCUGUGAAAUCUGCCCGAAUAUUUCUUUACAGGCUGUUUCUACAGAGAUUUUCAGAUGAGCAAAUAAUUCUGAACACCUAGGAACUGGGGUCCAGGUUAGGGGAUUGCCUUAAAGGACACCCCAUUCCUCUAGGAAAACAAGCAGAGCUGCUACCUUUGAGAGCAAACAUCUUAAAGUAAUACAACGUUGAAAAAACCUUCCGAAAAUACAUUCUUGUCCUUUCAUCUUACAAUGUUUCCUACUGGAAGACUAGUUUAGAACAGAUCUAAGAUAACCCUCUCUAAUUUUUUGUCUAAAUGAGUAUUUAAAUAGUAAAUGUGUUAAAUAAGCUGUUUUCUCAUUAGCCAAGUAGUUUUCCUUCUUCCUUGGUGUGUGUUUAGCUGAUUCAUAGGCAGCAGUUGUGGUUGCGUGGCAGCAGAAAUAGUAAGACCAAGCCAGUCAGGUAGAAGGAGGUCUGGGAGUGGCAGCCCCCAGGUUGCCCAGGAUUUGGCGCUGUGCCACACCACACCUUAACCUUCUUCUAGCAAGUUGUAUUCUCUGAGACCCUUUCUCUAUUACUGUUCUAGUUAGCAUUUAUCUUUCUUAAACUUGUAUUACCAAAAUGGUUCAUCAGUUCUCCCUCGUACCUCUGUGCAGCAGCAUUAACGUUCUGUUGAUUCUGAAAACAUCUUGCCUGAGGCAUCCUAGGAUUGCAGUUUGGUUUUUUUGAUGUCCACGUUGUUUGGUGGCUCUCAGACAUCUGAUGACUGACUAAUAAGGCUGGCUGUCUCUUUCUGCUGUUGCCAGCUGUUAAACUCUGUUUAUACAAAAAUGUUGACUUUCAGCACAAAGUGCAUCAUCUUGCAUUUUAUAUCAAUGCAUUUAAUUCAGUUUGUUUCAAAAUGUUAUUUUUUCUUUGUCACUCUGAUUCUCCUCUAUGUAGACAAAAAUUUGGGAAACAACGAAGUUUUACUUAUGUCUAAUAAUUUUUAAAGUUAGUAUUCUCAUACCCUAAACUAAACUGCUAACCACUACUUUCCCUCUUACAUCCUACUGUAAUCUCCCUUUAAAAUGCCUCCUUAUCUUUUUUUAGUUCUUGCAAUAAUAAAUAGUAAUUUAUGAGUUACUUAGUGGUUCAUAAAAGAAGUUAAAGAAAGAUACCUCCUCAGCCUGAAAUUUUACUUCAGGCAUCCUCAUGCUAUGUAUUAUUCCAUUUUUCAUUUACUGAAUUUCCUUAAAUAUUCUUUUCUUAAAUUCAUCUAAACCUUGCAUUCUCUUGAGGUCAAAUUUGUCAGUUCUGUAGUUGCUGCGAAAACACUUAAAUUAAGGUAGUAACUUGCUGUUUAUGCAGUACUUACUAUUCCUGACCUCCUGGAGGUAUUAGGAAUCCUUCCUCUAAUGUGUGCAAUUGCAUUUCAGGUUUCAGUCUUGUGAGGUAAAAUUUUGCAAAUCUUGCAAUCUAAGCAUAUAAAACUGUUUUGUUUUCAGUUUUGGUAACUGCUUUUUUAAACUAUGUUUCCAAGUAGUUAUUCAUACUGAAAACUGAGGCAAACUGGUCACUUAGGAUGUGGGCUUUGUUUAAUUAUUUCUAAUCUUGAUCCCAUCUUCUUGGAAGAGUGGCAUUUUUUUUUUUUUCAGUUCUUUCUUUCAACUGAUAGUAAUCCUUAUUUUUUCAUGUCAGUGGUUCUAAGGCCCUUCUUUUUUUUUAUCGUGUUCCUUCAAAACCUCUAGGCUAGUCAUACCUAACUUUUGUUAUAGUUUCUUGUUCUUUUAAUAUUUACUUUUGCAUCCUUUACCUUUGGUUCUUCUACAUUGUUGACCAAGCUCACCAUGAUGUGUGUAACUAUUUCUAUAGUUUUUCAAACCCUAGAUGAUUUCCUAAGAGAAAUUGGUUGAGAUCUUUAGUGGUAUAGCUAGUCAUUGUCACUGCUGCUUUAGUACUUUCUUCUUCCUCUCCAUCCUUUCACCCUUUGGUGUUCCAUGGUCUAUACUUACACUUCAGUUUCCUUGAGUUUUCCAACAAUUUUUGUAAUAUUAAGUAUGAAAAUCUAACAUCAGAAGUAUCUAAAAUAUUUACAUAUCUAGGGACUGUGAAUCUCUAUCAGCAUUCUUCCCUGUUUCCUAAUUUAUAUCUUAGUUUGUUGGGCUUCCCAAAAGACUAGUGUCCUGGUUACUGAGGGGGGUCCAGAAUAUGAUUGUGGCAAGUGUUCCCCUUUAAUCAACCCGUCUCCACUCCAAAAAAUGUAUAAAGAUCCUUUUCAGCCUUCAGUCAAAAUGUAUUAGUUUUACAUCUGAUACACGGUGCACAAUAUCUUUUUGGAUCUGAGGUUAUGACAGAUGUCUUGAAAGCUACUACUAUGUAAGAAGUUUUGGUAUAUUAUGGAGGAGCAGGCUGUGAUGAGGUUUGGUAUUGCCUGUGGUCUUUUACACUGCAUGCUUAUGGUUUGGUUUGCAGGUGAAGAAGAGAUGUUAAAGACCAUGUUGUUGCCUGCAAAUAUAGUAUAUGAUCACACAGCAGACAUGAUAGAGCACAUUACUUAUGGGUGUCCUGUCCAAAACUGCCGAAUGAUAAAAUGAAUUGACUGCAACUGAAGGGAGAUAGCACCAUGGCUAAUGAGUCUUUGUUCCUCUGCCAGCUAAUAAUUUUUAUCUUACUGAAAUUAGGUAGGCCAGGCUACCUUGCUUACAGCCACACUGUGAUAUAUGAAAGAUAAAUAGUAUUAAGUAUUGUUGGCAGAGAAGUCUUGCUGCAUUUCCCCAUAGUUUUAUGCACCUGAUGAUAGAUGUUCCAGAUGUUCCUGUUGCCAGUUAAGGGGCCUUUGUUUUCAGAAGUAAUGAUAUGAGUGCUGAACUUCAGGGUUUAGCAAAUUUGAAAAAGCGCAUGUGAAUAAUUCACAGCAAUCAAAAAUUGUUUAAUAAACAUUUAUGAGGUUCCUGUUAUAGAACAUCCUAAUCUUCUGAUGCUGGAAACAGUUCAUUUAGAAAUGGUGACUCAUCUUGCUAGGAGAAGGGUAUAUACGCAGUAUGAUUUUACUUAACUACAGAGCAGUGAAUGCAAGUGGAAACAGCACCGAGUUCAAUAGAAUGCUUUGAAGAUAGAGGGUUAAAAUGAUGGAAAACAUUGAAUUAAUCUGGGGGAGGGAAAGAUGACUUCCCUAUUCCACACCACAAAUUUAAGGCAUUGUGCAUAAUGCAAAGAUAAAAAUCGCAUAAUGCAGAAGGAAACUGUUUUCUUCCACUACUACCACGUCUAAACAAUUCUGGGUAUAAAUUUAAUUUGCCAGUGUUGUUGAAGUCUUCGUAAAACUUGUUUUGAUUUUUGUGUCAUGCUUCCUUGAAGACUCAAAUGAUAAACAUUUGGACAUAGUGACGCAAACAGUAGGCUAUCAAUCAAUUCCAGUUUUCACAGCAUUGUUGUUCAUUCAGAAAAGCUGUGUGAACUGACCUCUUUCUACAGCAAUGUCAUUAGUUCCUUUAGAAAUAAAGCAAGGAUCAAAAAGACUUCCAGGAUUUUUCCCUUAAGAUUUGCUGUACUGAAUGAUAUUGUAAAAUUAGUGAUCAACUGUUUUCAGUUAACUCUCAGCUUUUUUUAAUGUAUAUUGUAUGAGAGACUGCAUAUUAAUUGUUUUUGUUCUCUUUCAGUUUUCUAAGCACUGACUUCCAGUAAAUUAUUCAAACAGAAAAUAGAAUUUAGAUUAUAUUUGCCUGGUAAGGUCUUAAUUUUGACACAAGUGACAAAUGAGCAAUAGAGGAGUUAAAUAUAUGCCGUGUGCAUGCCUUUGGAUGAAAAGGAAAUAUAGCUGCCUUUGCUCUGUCUGAGCACAAAAUUAGCUGGAUCUUGGGUUUACCCUGAGUCCUGCACAGCAAGGAGAGCACAAUAGCACCAUCCCAGUCCUUGCUGCUCCUGUGGUGAACCAGGUUAGGAACCUUUUGCUCCCCUUGUCCAGGAAGUCUUAACUGCUUGUGCUCUUUGCAGGCUGGUCUGUGCUUUUCAGUGCUAUGGUGGUGGAGGUGGCAGUGUUGGAAUACUUUUCCAGGUCACCUAAAUUUAGAAAUAUAACUAGGUCAGUCUUAAGCAGUUCAAUGGCCGUUCUUUCUUCCCACAUGGGUAUGACGGUACCUGGAAGGGUUAGAGGCUUUGUAGUGUGCAGACACACUAAAAGAUCUUUAAAAGCUCUUAAAAUUUGAUUACUGCUAGUAAAACUCACUUUCUCCUCACCAGUGGUGUAAAUUCCAAUCCACUUUCUUUUCUACUGUAAAAGUCAUUUUGCAGGUCAGAACUGUAGACCACUACUUCAGCCAUUCCACUCUCCUUGUGUCCUUGACUCAAUGGUGCUCUCCAGGUUAGGGAAGGGUCGUCAUGUAUGUCUCCUUUCUGGUGUGGGUCAUUAUUUGUGCCUGUUAUCUUUUCCCAGCCAGGCUAUCUGCUUGUGUGGUAUUUAUGUAGCUGCUUAUUAGCUAUCUUCACUUCUUCUAACCAAGGUCUUUGAAUGUUCAGAGAUCUGCAGGAGGUUGUUCCUUGGUAUUUUGCUCUCAAAAGAAAAAAAAAGAAAAGAAAGAAAAAAGUGGGGGUUUUGAUCUUUGUGCAUGGGAGUUCUCAUGAAACAGCUAAGUAUAACUUUGUUUUAAAUUUUGCUCCACCUUUACCAUAACCAACUGCACUAGGACUGUCUGCUGGGUAGCAGCUGUGAGCUCUCUCCUUCCAGCAAGUUUCCUCAUAUCAUGAGAAUAACGUGCAUUUUCUGUGACUUAAAAGUGGCUUUUGGGUAUGCACAUGCAGGCAUAUUCUGAAGGGUAGGACCGUAGGAAGAGCAACUAGGGAAAUAUUCCUGUUUCUCAGACAAGCUUUUGGAAACUUGUUCAACUUCAGCUAAAUUUAUUCUGUCGGCCACCCAAUAAGUUUUAUUAGUAUCAGACUCCAGACUAUUCUGUUUAAAUUUGUCAGAAGGCCAAUGACUUUAUUCAGGCGCAACAAGGUUUCCUAAGUCUAUUACUAACAGUUAGUAGAAUGAAAUAGAGAGAGUAAAAUCCUCCACAGAGCAAAAUAACUUUUCCAAAAUGUAGCUUAUUCUGUUUGGAAAUUACAAGCUGGAAGUUUUGAAAUUCUCUGCGAAAAAGGGGUGGAAUUUUCACCCGAGAGCAGUCCGCUUUGUGGGCUGCGGCAGAGGCGCGCUUCCUGGAAGUGUUGAGGUCCUAGCCCCAAAUCCCUCAUGAAGUGCUGCGGCUCUGAAAACCUAGGCAGUGAAGAAAAGAUUGGGAACGUUACUAGGAAGCUAGGCAAGUUGUAAUCUGCUAUGCAUAUGACUUUCAGCAGGCAAUCUGUUGGAAUCAAAGCAUCUCAACAAAAUGUUUUGAUUGUGGUGAAUUGUCAGUUUUAAAAGGACAAUUUUUUGUGUUUUAGGGGGAGGCCUCAGUUUUUUUAUGCACUGUACAAACAUUUCAGUACAUUUCCACAGAAUUUAUGACUUGGACAAAAGAUGAGUGGAGACAAAACGGAGGGAGAAAAAUUAGAGGAACAGGUAGUGAUGUGGCUUGCAGCUGAUCACACUGAGGUCAGUAGGAAAGAGUUAAGAAUAGGAUUUUUUUCAUAUCCUGAUCUAAAUUGGCCUGUCUCACCCCAAGGGAAUCGUAAAAGUUUUCGAUGUCCCAGUCAUACUGAGCAACUUUACAGGAAAAAGAUGUUUCUUGGUUGCUCUCAGAAAGAAGUAGGUCAGCAACAUCUAAAGUUGCACACAAAGUAUACAGACUUGCAUGAUAUUUUUUACAUUUACUUCCACAGUAAAUGUAAGAAUGUUCCAAAACAUUUUUUCAGUAGGAGUCAUCACUUCCAUAACAUUGAUAACUUUUCACCAAUUAUAGCAUGAAAGGCAGCACGAAUAAUAUAGUGUUACUGGAAGGGACUUUAGUGGGCCUACCAAAGCUUUCAGGAGACAGUAGUAAGCCUCUUAACGCUUGCAAUGUGAAUUUCUCAACCAAGAUACUAUAGUGCGCAACAGGAUUUUGACAAUAUGGUAUCAGUAGUUUUAUUUAAAUUAGUAAAUAGAGGAGGUCUAGAACAUGCUUUGUCUGUGCUGUGUGAUUAUUAGUAGUUCUUUGGUGUGAUUUUGGUCUGGGUCAAUGAAUAUUCUCCCAGAAAAAUCUCGAGCAGUGUUCAUGGGUUAACAGUCCCCAGACCACGUUCUCAGUAAGCAGUACAGGUGAGACCUUCCUGUUGUGGAGAAGGAGAUAAAUCAGCUGAAUAGGCAUGAGCUGUUCUGUGGCACUUGCCCUGAGGUCCAGAGAACGGGUUCUGGUCCAUUUAUGAGCUACAUCUAUACCUUUAAAUGGAAUAUAUGUACUGUACCCUUAUGGGGACAGUAAAAUUAUUCCUGUCCUAUCUUUUUCCCCUUUUGUAGUCUAUUUUUAUUCUGCCUCUGUGUGUAUAGGUACAACCUGAUUUUUCACAGGAAAGAAACAUUUUACAUGGCUAACAAGAAGAGAACCUGCAAAACUAAAGGUCCUAGGAAAAGUAAUUAGAAAAGUAGCAGCAUCAUCAAUAAUGUAAAAUAGACUAAUCCAAGAAUAAACACUGCAUUUACUAUGUCUUAGUCUCCUCUAUUAGGUUCAGUAGCACUUGUUACUAUUAACUGUCCCCCCUUUUUAAAUACCUCAUUUUAAUCAGAGAUAUUAGUAACUUCACAUUCAAUGGAUCAAUUGUCCUAUCUCAUCAGGCAUCAGUAGUGACUUGGAACAUACAUUUGUAUGAAACUAAAGGUAAAACUUUUCCUUAUAUCAAAGCUGAAGUCUUCUGCCUUGGCUUGGCAUGCUGACAGAGGUGCUGUAGUCGCUGAAGAUGUCGGUAUCCCUUGUGCGCCUUGCCCUUUUCCCCGAUGUUAUCGUGACCACACUUAAAAUGGUGAAAUGCUUUGGGAAACUUCAGUAAAUCCAGGAUCUUAGUGCAAACUGUUAUUCCAUGGCAAUUUAAGCAAAGAAGCGAGAUGAUGUGUACCAGAGAGAUAAAUAGAUCCUGUUCUGCCACUCCUGCUGGAGGAUCAGUGUGCUGCAGUGGAAGGGUGGUUUGCAGUGCCAGUUUUCUUUAAAAUCGUAAGCUGGUGCAGCAGAAUCAGCUUUAACUCGUUUCAGACUUCUGGGCCUGUGAUGUUUUGUGCACGUAGCUAAUGAUUCUUAGUAGUAUUCCUAACUAUUAACUUAAAUUCUGAUGGCAAAUGCUAUAUGCAUGUUAUAAGUUUAUACCUUUUUGCUGUGAAGUGGAGAAAAUACUGUCUGAGCUCUAAAGAAAAAAAUAUAUUUAGGUUAUGAUUCACCCUUUAAACUAAAGAGGAUCUGAUAAUCUAUCAACUUUGAAGUUAACUCUUCUGAUAUUUUGGAAUGAAAAAAGUAAAAUGAACUUUUAAUGAAAAUGUAUUCGCAAUCGUAGCUGUGAACAGGUAGUCAUUCUGUGAUUUAAAAAAAAUACAUACCAUCCAGUGUAAAGAGCCCUUCAGAUAUUCUGUUACUCCUUCAUUGGCCAUUUCCUAAGCUUUUCAAGACUAAAUUCUGUGAGUUUGCUAUGGAGGAGGUCCCUAGAUACUUUAAUCUGCUAGCUGUUCAAAAAAACUUACAGUGCCUAUACAGAAAAAGGUAUUUCGUGUAUGCCAACUAUAUUGCCUACUCAUUAAAGAAUUUAUUUUUCAAUGAGUAAGGGCCCAGAAGAAGCUAAUGUAAGUAUUUUAGCAACGGUUUGUAUUUCUCUGAUAAACAGCACUCCCCUUCUGUUUGUGAUCACAGGAUGAAAGCUCUCUAAGCUUGUAUACGUACAUUUUUACUGCUACAUCAUGUAGUGUACUCUUAAGAUUGAGAUCUCAUUCCCCAGGAAGCAUUUCUGUCUAAGAUUAAUUACCCUUUUAAAAUCAGUGUUUGAUGUAUUCCUUUGGCUAUAUCCUGACUCGCUUUAACCCUCUUUGACCUGACCCCACAGACUAUUACUGCCAUGGCUGAAGCAGAAAUCCUUCAGCAUGAUGUAUGCAGUACAGACUUGAGCCUGUGGUUUUUCAUGUCGAUGGAUUCAAUUAGCUGGGUUUUUACUGAUCAACCAAGCAGAGACAUGUCAGACAUGGAAGAAAACUGUCCAGACUUUUAGGUUAAUUGGAUAGCUCAUCUCUAUUUGUAUGUUUACUUUGCUUGUAAAGUUGUUUACUUUGUUGAAUAUCAUAAUAAUGUUGCUAGAAGUAAUAAAAAAGGCAAACCAGUUUAUUCUAAAAAAGGCAAACCAGUUUAUUCUAAAAAAGGCAAACCAGUUUAUUCUAAAAAAGGCAAACCAGUUUAUUCUUCAGUUAAAUAGGAAAAGGUACAAAACAUAAAAUAGCAACCGUUAGGCCUUUGAUCUGUAUCCAUUUCCCUGACCCUUUUAAGGCAAAAGUUUUUAGACUGUAAUUAUGUCCAAGUGUCCUUUUCUGAGUUUGAUUUAUUAAACUGAGCAGAAAAACAAACAAUUAUCAUUAUGGCUUGAUGAAAACAAGUAAACUUGCUCCUCUGUAUUGUAGUUAUUUUGCUGCAACAGUAAUCCUACUUUGCUUUGCUGAAAUCAUCAUGUGAUUAGCUCAAAAAGUCCAUUAUAAAAUAUGGAUGCCCAUUAGAAUUAAGAAUAUUUUGCAGGCAUGAUGUGAAUUAUAGUAACUUGAAAACGAAGCAAAAUCGAGGUUGAAAGUUCAAGAAUGCCAGUAAAAACAUUUUUUAAAAAUGUGUAUGUUUACAUAGGUGCAUAGGAAAUAUAUAGUAUGAUCGUAUACAGAGUUUGAUAUUCAGUUGUUUGGGAUAACCAUAUUAUUGAAAACACUGACACUUAAAAAGUCCUUCCAAGCUGUUAGCAGUAAGAAGUCUCUUACAGCAAGUUGAUUUGAUUUAUACUAAUCUUUUUAUAGAAAAAUCUUUAUCAAAUAUUUCAAUUUUUCAAGAACCAUAUUGAUUACAUUUUAGCUCCCCAGCUGUAUACAGAGAUGGCCUUCAUUUCUGGAGAUCAGCUGUACAAAGUUUAGAGGGAAGGGAAACUUCAAAUUUAAUUAAGGGCAUGGUACAUGAAAGGGUUAAUUCCUCGCAAGUCAACUUGUCUGCAGUUUGAAAAGCUCCACGGCUCCUAAAAGUGAUUUAGCCCUCCCUCAACAAUGGGAGAGGUAGCAUGGAUGAAUUGGGCUCAAUUUGUCACGCAUUCAGGUGCUUAUCUUUCAGUACACACCUUGCCAUUCCUUGUAUAUUUAAAUAUAUUGUGUGCUUGCCUGUUAUAUCGAACAGUAGCAUGAUUUACCUUGAACUUUGCCUUUGUUCACAUGCACAUAGCCAAAAUAAAUUUAACUUUUUUUAUAAAAGUUUCAGUUUCUAACUGCAGUAUUUUAUGCAGGUCUGUUGCUGGUUCAGGGCUGAGGCUAAGCCACUGAGACUAAGGGAGGAAUUCCCUUCUUAAGCAGAAGGGGGGAUAUAAGAUUAUUUUCUGUAGGAAAUUUUUCUUUAUAAAAAGUUGGGGGUUUUUUCUGCCUGAAAUUUAGUUAGAUGUUUGGGUAGCAUCUCAGGCCCAGCAACUGUAAGGUCUUCUAAAACCUUUUUAACUGCUAAAAUGUUAGCUGUCUAAGAAAAAUAUUUUAAAGUUCUAUCAUAAAUUACUUUGGGAUUAUUUAUAUUGCAACAACCCCAUUAAAAAGCUUUUAAUAAACACACAGGAAUAAAAGAAAAUAAAACACUUUAAGCAUAGUUAAGUAAAGCUUUCAUUUUAAUGUUCUAACUGCUUUUCCAUUGAGUUGCAUGGACUCUUCUAUGGAAGGAAAAAUCCCCUUAGUUGCCUUAGAUGGUAUUACUGUCAAUAUUAGCUUUUGGGGACUGCAUGGAGAAUAGUUUAAAAAAAAAAAAAAAAAAAGUCUGUUUGUACAACCUGGAGUUACUGCUGCUGAGGCCAAAUUUACUUUCUCUAUAAACUUUUUUAAUGGGAUAAAAACUUUUUCUAAUUUGUUUACCUAUUGUGUGGCUGCUAUGAGAUUAUAAGCAUAACCCAAGAUCUCAUAAACUGAUCCAAAACCUCAUAAACUUUUUGUGUGUGGUGACUGGUUUAAUCGAUGGUUUUUGUUAUUUUUCACUAAUAUGGGUAUCUAACAUCAGGGUGGACUUGAGGUAGAUGAUGACAGGAAAUUACAAGAGGAAAAAUUUUAUAGAGGAGGAGAUGAUGAAUGGGGGGUGUUGACAAUUAUUUGAUUUGUUCUGAAUAUUUAAUCUUAACUAAUGUGGAUGAUAAUGCUGUACAUUCAUCGAGUUUCAUUUUGCAGACCAAGAAAGCUAGGACCCUGCUACAGUAUAAUCCAGGAAUCUAUCUAUGCUAAAAGCUAUGAUGGAGAAAUUUCUUUCCCUCUCCUUUAGGUCACAAAUGUCUAAAAGUAGGACGUGUUUAUGCUAAGGGCCUUCAACACCAGAAGAUUAUGUAGAGAUCAGCCAACUGGCCUGUGUCAAAGUGUGUGGAGAAACACAGCACCAGUUAAAGCAUGGUGUCAAAUCAAUGAAUAUGGACUUCAUGACAGUGGUGCAGUUGAGGUAUACUCAAUAUUUUGCCUGGAGUUAUACUUUUGUAGUCAAGCUCUUUGCAAAAACAGACUUCACUGAGGUUGACACAGAUCUAGUCCUGUCAUAGCCUUUUGGACUAAAAAGCAGCAGCUCUUACAAGGGGCUCUGGUAAGAUGACAUCAGGGUGCUAUGAAGGUGAAGCUGAGAAAAAAGACACGAAUGACCAAACACUCCAGGGUGGAGAGAGACUGAUGUUCUGAACUGUUUAUUUUGGAAAAGAAUUUAAAAAUUCAAAAUAAUGACUUAGAAAAAAUUGGGUAAACAGUCUUGUUCUGUUAUCCUACGAAGGGUCAUUUGGUAAACCACUAAAAUUUUGACAUUCCUUUUAAAAGCAAAAUUUUUUAAGAAAAUGCAAAGUUGUAGAUCUCUUUACCAUGAGUUGACUUUGAGGCCAGGAACUUAACAUAGAUCUGGUUAACUGGUAUGGCAGCAAUGUGAGAACAUGUCUCAUUUUAACAACUGGCAGUAAUAUGAGAACAAUUGCUCAAACGAAACUUCAGAGUUUUGUUUAAAUAUGUGUUCUCAGCUCUGGAUAUUCUUGAUACGUACACAAAUAUCCCAGACUUCUUUGAACUAUCUGACCAUUCAUUUAUACCAUUAUUAUUCGGCAGUUGGAUUAUAUCGAGGAAGUGAAGUUCUGCCCUUCCAAGCCACAUCUUACGGUGUGUUCGGAACAAUGUUUAUUCCACAUACAGUAUAAUUUUGAAGAAAAAGACUUGGUUGGAAGAGUGCACUUAAGGUGUAUUUCUGUGUGCGAGUUCUUCAGCUGAAGCAGCAUCAGUGGCUUUCUCCAUGUCUGGCAAGAUGUGUAGGCAGGAAUGAGCGAGCAGUCAAUUCUUAUGCCAUCAUGUUACACAUUGGCUGCUAAGUUCUGGAGGUCAGAAGGAACCAUUCCUUGUGGCUAGGCACAGUUGGCUUUGCAAAAAUUGUGGCAUUUUGUCACUCCUGGGCAGAGAAUACUGAGCAGCAUCCCUUGCUGAUUGUGAUCCAGCAUAUCAUCUCUGUUUCUGUUUCCACUGACAGUUAUUUCAAAUUGGAGUAGGGAGUAAGGUUUAUGCUAGUUUAGGUGAGAUUAAAGUGAGAUAGAAAAUAUAUUGACUGCUAUGGGAAAUGAGUCACUUUUUGCAAUGGAACCUGUGACUGUGUAGUGACCUUAAACUGUGAAGUUAUCAAUUUUUAAAUGUAAAAUGUUUAUAUUCAAUAAGGAGAAACUUAAAAAUAUUAACUGUUUGAAAUGCUUGUGCUGAAUUUAUUCAAACAAAGAGUAAACGAUCAUUUGGCCCUGAGAUUAAGCCAAGCUCAACUUUUUUGUCUGAUUCCCAUAAAAUUGCAUGUCCCAGAAUAAGUAGGUAAGAUUUGUUUGAAAGAAAAGUUUAUUUUUCUGUUUGAGAUAUUUAUAUUGAGGUCAUCAUUACUGUGGAAUCUGAACAUCCUGCCAUAUUUCUGUGCUUAGGUUGCUGUUGCAUGUCAUGCUCAAAAUUGAUUGCAGAAAUGUUCCAGAAUAAUUUGAGUUCAUAAAUGGAGACAGCUGAAAUAAUGUUUUACCUUCUAAUUAAAAAUACAUAUAUAAAGAAAGGUAUUUAAGUAAAGCAUGAAUAUUUCAUUUAUAAAUGGAUUGAACUCAUUCUGUAGCUGGGUUUGCUGACUGAACUAAGUAUCUUGCCAUAAAUUGAAAAAGAUAUGGUAUCUGGCUAUAGUGAAUAUUACAAAAGUAGUGUGAAAAUGUUCAUAAUCACCCAUUAGCUUAAUCUUCUGAAGCUUAUGGUUAUUUUCUGAGCACAAGCUAUUUUUGUAGCACAUGCAGUGAAAAUAAUUGUGAGGCAAGUUUUGUUAUAAAUAGUAUCUGAUCGUUGUCAGUUUUAAUUCCACGCAUUGGGGUUGUUGUCCAUUUUGAACAGGUUUCUGUUGAAGGGUUAAUGCUCUUCAUCAGUGUCUGUGCUAGUAGUUGAAACAUCCCUGUAUCAAAUUGAAAUGUUACUGACGAAAUUGAGGUUUCAGAUUUUUUUUUUUAAAUGCAGCAAGACAUUAUAACUUGUUCUGCUUUGGAAAUUUUCUUUUAUUUUGCUUUUGAGAGAUGUUGCUACUUAAAAGUACAUGGAAUGAAAUAGGUUCUUCAAGUACUUGUUUAUUCUUUUACUGGUGCACUUCAGUUCUUCAGAUCAUAAAGUUUUUCUGGGGCUGUCUCUUGUCAGUAUAUCCUAAAAUGUCCGACUUGAGGUGUAUGAAGAGGGGAGGGAUAACAGCAACUACUUCUCAGUGUUUUUUACCACCUGUGAUAAGUUAAAAUGUACAGUAUUUGAAUUUCUUUGCUUGCUAUGCAGUAUAGUCUUUCGUAAAUGAUUGUGGAUCGUUUAAUAUUCAUAUGCAAUCAUUCAUAUUAGACUAAAAGUCUAGCUUUCAGAAGAAAAUUUUCAUCUUUGUUUGUCAGGGACUUAGUCCAAGUUUUGAUUUUAAACUUCAAAAAAUCCUAAAGAGCUAGAUGAAAGUCUUCCUGGUGAAGAUGUCAGCAUGUCUCUCUGGAUGCUGAGCAUGUACUGUCGAAGAGUGUGCUGGCUGCUUCAAAGUAACGGCUCCUAAAUAUCUGUUUUUCUGUCUGGCAACCUGAGGAGCAGCAGUGGGGGAAAGGGAAGCAGGCAAACCAUAUCCACAAAAGGAGGAGAACUCCCUUGUCACUCUGCCUCAAAAGGAGUUUUCUUACUGUGUGGUAUAACAUGUUGCCAGGAAUACCUUUAGUAUCAUCUAAUCCAGAAACAAUUAUGUGCUCUGAAGAUAAGCAAGCAGAUAUUUAUGGCCUGUUUCACAGCUGAAGGAGCUGGAGGCUAGUCUUGUUAUAUUAUUCAUACUGCUGCUACUGCAUGGCACUUUCCUUGAUUAUGUUCCCUCCUCAUACUUUUUUAGUAUCCUUGUCCAGUAUAGGCCUCUGGCUAUAUAUCAUGCAAGAAGCACAUUAUUUGAUUUUCUAGUUUGGAGCACAGGUCUUAUUUUCAUUUUUUAAGGUUUUAAAGCCAAUGUAGUAAUCUGUGCUGCCCCACUAAAUAUGCAGUUCCCAAUUUUGAGGAGGAGUUUCAAGCUCUGCCCUCUCACAUGUCCUUAGCCUUCCUGAAUAAGGAGCUGUAGUUUCUUCAUCGCCUGUUUGGAUGACUGCUGAGAGGUUCUAGCACUAGUUACGCAGAGGACUUGCAUACUGAGGAGUCUGAGGCACUCCAGGGAAGUUUUUGCAAAAUCCUGAAUAUCGGUGAAAGAAUGUGAGCAAGCUAAAUUGCCUUGACAGGUGCUUGCUGGAGGCCACAGACCAGGAGGGAGGCAUCCCCUCCAAGUGUGAUGGGAUUGUACAGUGGUACAUCGCAGGGAACGUAGGCUGGCUAGAGAGGCUGAUCUGGCUGGGUGAAAGGGAACAUAUAGCUGCAGCAUUGGUGAGCCUUGUGGUGCUAAUCUGGGAGGGGAAAAUGGCUGAAAUACACACUUUUGCCAGAAGUCAUUCUCUACCACUGUUCUGCUCCUAGACACUUGCAUCUCUUAGAAAAAUAUCUUUUCCUUUCAUCAUCUUUUAUUCUUUUAUUCUAAAUAAAAACAUGAUUCAAUAAAAAAGUAAACAGAUUGCAUCAUGGGUAUGUAUAACAAUCUGAACUGAUGCUGAAUAAGCUAAUUUAAUUAUGUUCUUUCCUAAUUUUGAGUGGUUUACUUUGCAAACAAUGAUUUAUAUAGCUAAAAAAUAGAAAAGCUGAUCAUGUGAUAGCGUGACAUUGCACAUCUUCCCACCUUCUCAGAAGACUGUUUUUUCUCUUCUGUGUUCUUUCUUUGCAUCUUGUGUGAUGAUUCUUAAAUCUUGAGAGUUUUUGAAGGAAGCUUGGGAUUUGCAAGAGCAAAUAUUGUAGUGGUUAGGGCAUUCUCCUUAGAGAUAGGAAAGUGGACUCAAGCUGCCUCAGGAUGAAGGUGGCUUUGAGCCACUGUCUGAAGUACUCUUCUGACACACCGCAGCUACCAUCUCUUUUUUUCCAGCAGAUGCCCAUCAGGAAAAGGGUCUCCUGUGCCAAUACUUUCUAUUGCCCGGAUUAAGAUGGUUUCCUUAUCAGGAGCACUGGGGUACCUUUAUAGAUGACAGAGAAACAUGUCUCCUUAAACCCUAUGCUUCAGAGCCUGCCUGGUUCUCUCCAUCUUCUGGAUUUUGUGAAAGAAGGCUACAGUAAAUACAGAAUUGGUAGAUAAGAUCUCACUAGUCAAGCCUCAAGGGAAAAAGGAACCAAGAAGUGAUGCCUUGUCAGAGACAAUACAAAGGCACAAACAACCCUAAUGCAGAGAUGUAGACUUUAAUUAAACCAUAAACUCUUCAUUGACCCCUGAGAUUUACUCAGGUUGCUGAGGAACAGAAUAAAAGAUUUGUAUGAGAAAGUGGGGACAAAAUUGGGUGGGAACUGGGGAUACCCAGAUAAUCUGCAUUUCAUUUUUAAACUAGAGGCAUCAGAUUAGUGUGUGUGUGUACAUCUCCCCUCCAGCCACCCACCCCUAAAAUACUUUGUCAUAUAGUGCAAGAAAAAUCAAGGAAAGUGUUUAUAAGCUUUUCCAGUAACAAAAAGCUGAUACUGAAGUUCUAAAGUAUUUCAUCUAUUUUUGUGUAAGUUUCCACUAAGAGCAGUCAGCUCUGUAUAGGUAGCUAGCACAGUACUAAUGCCAUAUGGUGUAAUC
This is a messenger RNA of Dromaius novaehollandiae (emu), 19324 nucleotides long. It is a transcript of the gene ATG5, whose product is annotated as autophagy related 5. Gene Ontology annotation, cellular component: phagophore assembly site membrane; cytoplasm; Atg12-Atg5-Atg16 complex. Lineage: Eukaryota; Metazoa; Chordata; Aves; Casuariiformes; Dromaiidae. Gene Ontology annotation, molecular function: Atg8-family ligase activity. Bases 187 to 897 code for a protein of 236 amino acids. The record is from RefSeq and is a predicted model, not a curated record. The transcript is spliced from 8 exons. Gene Ontology annotation, biological process: cellular response to nitrogen starvation; autophagosome assembly; nucleophagy.